Messenger RNA from Otolemur garnettii (small-eared galago), 1671 nucleotides. RefSeq names its product necdin, MAGE family member (gene NDN). The coding region runs from base 113 to 1093 and encodes 326 amino acids. The record is from RefSeq and is a predicted model, not a curated record. NCBI's taxonomy places the organism in Eukaryota, Metazoa, Chordata, Mammalia, Primates, Galagidae. The transcript has a single exon. Gene Ontology annotation, cellular component: nucleus. Gene Ontology annotation, biological process: negative regulation of transcription by RNA polymerase II.
GGAAGGCGCCGCGCGCAGUAACGCGCACUUCCUCUCCGGGAGUCCUCUAAGGGAGUGCAGACUCGAAGAGCUCCGGGACUGAGAGGCCCUGCUCUUGUCAGACGGCGCAGACAUGUCGGAACAAAGUAAGGAUCUGAGCGACCCCAACUUUGCAUGCGAGGCCCCCAACUCCGAGGUGCACGACAGCCCAGGGGUUCCGGUGGGGAUCCCCGCGUACGACUCUCCGGCCGCGACUCCCGCGGCGCAGCCCCAGAGCCCUCCUCUAGGUCCGACGGCUGCCCCCCAGGCCGAGCCAGAGCCCCAAGACCCGAGCGACGAGGGCGACCCGAAGGCCCAGCAGCAGGCCGCGGAGCAGGGCCGCGCCCACCAGUCCCCGAGCGCGGCCCAGCCCGGCCCGGCGCCGCCAGCCCCGGCCCAGCUGGUGCAGAAGGCGCACGAGCUCAUGUGGUACGUGCUGGUGAAGGACCAGAAGAGGAUGAUCAUCUGGUUUCCAGACAUGGUGAGAGAUGUCAUCGGCAGCUACAAGAAAUGGUGCAGAAGCAUCCUCAGGCGCACCAGCCUCAUCCUCGCCCGAGUGUUUGGGCUGCACCUGAGGCUGACCAGCCUGCACACCAUGGAGUUCGCGCUCGUCAAAGCGCUUGAUCCUGAGGAGCUGGACAGGAUGGCGCUGAACAACCGCAUGCCCAUGACAGGUCUCCUGCUCAUGAUCCUGAGCCUCAUCUACGUGAAGGGCCGUGGUGCCCGAGAGAGCGCGGUCUGGAACGUGCUGCGCAUCCUGGGGCUGCGGCCCUGGAAGAAGCACUCCACCUUCGGGGACGUGAGGAAGCUCAUCACCGAGGAUUUCGUCCAGCAGAAUUACCUGAAGUACCAGCGCGUGCCCUUUGUUGAGCCUCCUGAGUACGAGUUCUUCUGGGGGUCCCGGGCCAGACGCGAAAUCACCAAGAUGCAAAUCAUGGAGUUCCUGGCCAGGGUCUUUAAGAAAGACCCCCAGGCCUGGCCUUCCCGUUACAGGGAAGCUCUGGAGGAGGCCAGAGCUCUGCGGGAGGCUAAUCCCAGUGUCCAGUACCCCCGCAACAGUGUCUCUGAGGACUAGCAAGGUCUGGAGGCAGCUUGAUGGUUUCUGACCCUCACCAGGGCUAUGGAAGGGUGGGGGUGGGUCAUUAGAGUAUUCAGGAUUUACAGUGCAGUAUUCAUGUGUAACCUUUAAGUUUUCAGUACAGUGCUUUUGUAUACCUUUUAAUGCAACGUUGUAUUCAUUUGAGUACUAUUGAGUAGUGUUUAGUAUGUAUGCAUGUUUGUUUAUAAGUAAGCUGUGUUGGUGCUUUCGCUUUUGUGCAGCCUUCCUUGGAUUUUGUAUCAGAGAUGUGCUAAACUGAUGAAAUACAUUGAGAAAAUGUCCAUCUUAUUCUUUUAUAUGGGAUGGGAGGUGUGUGGGGGGAUAGACUGCUCCUGGAGAGUUUGAAAGACCUCGCCAGCAAAGCUGGCUUAACCAAGAGAACUGUCAAGGCUCCUCUCUUUCUGAACUUGCUGGGCACAGGAAACAUCUGUGUGGAAUGAACUGAUUUGAACUGAACUGGUCUUGAUGUGGGUACUUGGCAUGCUCUACCAAACGCAUAACCCCGCCAUGAGUAAAUUUUCAUGUAAACAUUAAAUAUUCUUGUGAUACAAUCA